Hibiscus syriacus is the source of this 651-nucleotide messenger RNA. RefSeq names its product macrophage migration inhibitory factor homolog. The transcript is spliced from 3 exons. Lineage: Eukaryota; Viridiplantae; Streptophyta; Magnoliopsida; Malvales; Malvaceae. Gene Ontology annotation, molecular function: phenylpyruvate tautomerase activity. The record is from RefSeq and is a predicted model, not a curated record. The coding region runs from base 62 to 409 and encodes 115 amino acids.
UUGCAGAGAACUUGUGGUCGCCCGCACUCACAGAGACUGAGAUUGUGAUAAAAAGAGUAAAAUGCCGUGCCUCAAUAUCUCAACCAACGUGAACCUGGAUGGCGUCGACACCUCCUCCAUCCUCUCCGAAGCCACCUCUACGGUGGCUAAACUCAUCGGAAAACCUGAGGCUUAUGUGAUGAUUGUGUUGAAGGGUUCAGUGCCCAUGUCAUUUGGUGGUUCCGAGCAGCCAGCCGCCUAUGGCGAGCUGGUAUCCAUUGGAGGCCUAAAUCCUGAUGUGAACAAGAAACUGAGUGCUGCAAUAGCUGGACUUCUCGACACCAAGCUGCAAGUGCCACCGUCACGGUUCUUCCUCAAAUUCUUUGACACCAAGGGUUCCAACUUUGGAUGGAACGGUUCAACCUUCUGAGUCAGGUGAUGUCUAACUUUAUCGAAACGUUGAUAUUGUCUUUCCAGUGUGCUUUAUUUCUACGGUGAAUUGCUGCCGAUUAAAUUCGGCAAAACACAUUAUGGCAUUAUGUCUUUUUAUCUAUGCGUUUUAUUAGGAUAAUGACAUGCAGACAUUAAUGGACACCGAUGUUGAACAAAGCCUAUAUGAAGUUAUGGCACAUGAUUCAAUAAUUGGAGUGAAAACUACUUUUACUUUGUCGA